AUGUCGGCGGGCAGUCUUCGUGUAGCUACUUACAUGCAGGAGCAUCCCGACGACGCAGCGGAAAUACGGGAUGAGCUCAAGUUUUGGAACGAAGUCAUGGACCACCAAGUACCCAUGAUUAAGGAACGGGCCGAGGCAACGUUGCCGUUUCUAACGGCUCUCGAAUGGGGUCCUCUGUUUACCAACACGAGCCCCAUCAUGUUCUGUCCUCCGGGGCUUGAUCCCCUCGAUCACCCAAGCCAAACCCACCGGUUCACGAACCGGAAUAACGACGACAUGACGGCGCAUGCUGCCAUCCAGCCUAAAGCCCACCUGUUCCCAAUCCGUCACUGGCUGCCGUCACCCACCGAUACGGUUUGGACACCGCGGCCGAACAUGACAUCGCCGAAACCGUCGAAGACACCGACGGAUGUACACACGGACUACAGAAAACCGCUGUGUCCGCCCGCAGCGCACUUGACCGACUCACCGUACAACCGAUUCAUCGGCCUCAACACAACCGACAUGACGGCGUAUGCUGCCAUCCAGCCCAAACCCCACCUAUUCCCAAUCCGUCACUGGCUGCCGUCACGCAACGACAUGGCAUGGACACCCCGGCCGAAUAUGACAUCACCAAAACCGUUGCCGACACCGACGGAUGUGAAGACGAAAUACAGCAAACCGCUGUGA
Molecule: messenger RNA, 669 nt
Organism: Aphanomyces astaci
Lineage: Eukaryota; Oomycota; Saprolegniomycetes; Saprolegniales; Verrucalvaceae
Exons: 2
Coding region: 1-669 (222 amino acids)
Source: RefSeq, a predicted model, not a curated record